Prionailurus viverrinus (fishing cat) is the source of this 7721-nucleotide messenger RNA. It is a transcript of the gene PLEKHA8, whose product is annotated as pleckstrin homology domain containing A8. Gene Ontology annotation, cellular component: membrane; cytoplasm; cytosol. Lineage: Eukaryota; Metazoa; Chordata; Mammalia; Carnivora; Felidae. The record is from RefSeq and is a predicted model, not a curated record. The transcript has 14 exons. Bases 484 to 2043 code for a protein of 519 amino acids. Gene Ontology annotation, biological process: intermembrane lipid transfer; ceramide transport. Gene Ontology annotation, molecular function: ceramide 1-phosphate transfer activity; ceramide 1-phosphate binding.
CGCCGCCGCCGUCGCAGCCAAACCCCGGAGUGGACCUUGGGAACGUGCGCGCGAGCGGCGCACUAGACAUGCGCGAGCGGGCCCCGGGCCCGGCGCGUCGAGGAUUCAGGUAGCGCGCUGUGGCACCGCCAGCCACCGGUUCCCUCGCUACAGUGGCCCCUUGGAGGCUGCAGCCACCACUCGGGCCCACCCAGUGCCUUCGCCUCCCAGUGAACAGCGCGCCGCUCCACCGCACGGGGGCCCUGGCCGGCCGCGUCCUCACGUGCCGAGGCCGCCGCAGUGACCCCGCCCCCGGGCCGAGGAUGUGAGGCUGGCCGGGUGUCCCCGCACCGGGCCCGGGCGCCGGGAGUCGGCGGCUCGGCAGCUCUGGGCGAUGGCCCUGCUGCCGGUGCUCCUCGCCUCCUGGGGCCUGGGGCAGUGAGGGGGCCGGCGGGCGAAGGGAAACGGCCCCGGCGCGGCGGGGGCCAAGGGGCCGCGGGCGACAUGGAGGGGGUGCUGUACAAGUGGACCAACUAUCUGAGCGGUUGGCAGCCUCGAUGGUUCCUUCUCUGUGGGGGGAUAUUAUCCUAUUAUGAUUCUCCUGAAGAUGCCUGGAAAGGUUGCAAAGGGAGCAUCCAGAUGGCGGUCUGUGAAAUUCAAGUUCAUUCUGUAGAUAACACGCGCAUGGACCUGAUAAUCCCUGGGGAGCAGUAUUUCUACCUGAAGGCCAGAAGCGUGGCUGAGAGACAGCGGUGGCUGGUAGCCCUGGGGUCAGCCAAGGCUUGCCUAACAGACAGUAGGACCCAGAAGGAAAAAGAGUUUGCUGAAAACACUGAAAACUUGAAAACCAAAAUGUCGGAACUAAGACUCUACUGUGACCUCCUCGUUCAGCAAGUAGAUAAAACAAAAGAAGUGACCGCAAUUGGUGUGUCCAGUUCUGAGGAGGGAAUUGAUGUGGGAACUUUGCUGAAAUCAACCUGCAAUACUUUUCUGAAGACUCUGGAAGAAUGCAUGCAGAUCGCAAAUGCAGCCUUCACCUCUGAACUGCUCUAUCGCACUCCGCCAGGUUCACCGCAGCUGGCCAUGCUGAAGUCCAACAAGAUGAAACAUCCUAUUAUACCGAUUCAUAAUUCAUUGGAAAGGCAAAUGGAGUUAAACAAUUGUGAAAAUGGAUCUUUACAUAUGGAAAUCAAUGAUGAUGAAGAAAUCCUAAUGAAAAAUAAGAGCUUAUAUUUGAAACCUGCAGAGAUGGAUUGCAGCAUAUCAAGUGAAGAAAAUACAGACGAUAAUAUAACAGUCCAAGGUGAGAUCAUGAAGGAAGAAGGAGAGGACAACCUGGGAAAUCAUGACAGCAGCUUGGCACAGCCUGGAUCAGACUCCUCAAGUAGCUCUCCAGAAUCCCCCUGGGAAGAAGGCCAAGAAGUUAUCCCGACUUUCUUUAGUACCAUGAAUACCAGCUUUAGUGACAUUGAACUUCUGGAAGACAGUGGCAUUCCCACAGAAGCAUUCUUGGCAUCAUGUUAUGCUGUGGUUCCAGUAUUAGACAAACUUGGCCCUACGGUGUUUGCUCCUGUUAAAAUGGAUCUUGUUGGAAAUAUUAAGAAAGUAAAUCAGAAGUAUAUAACCAACAAGGAAGAGUUCACCACCCUCCAGAAGAUAGUGCUGCAUGAAGUGGAAGCAGACGUAGCCCAGGUUAGGAACUCAGCUACAGAAGCCCUGUUGUGGCUGAAGAGAGGUCUCAAGUUUUUGAAAGGAUUUUUGACAGAAGUGAAAAAUGGAGAAAAGGAUAUCCAGACAGCCUUGAAUAACGCAUAUGGUAAAACGUUACGGCAGCACCACGGCUGGGUAGUUCGAGGGGUUUUUGCGUUAGCUCUGAGGGCGGCUCCGUCCUAUGAAGAUUUUGUGGCCGCGUUAACCAUCAAGGAAGGCGACCACCAGAAAGCAGCAUUCAGUGUUGGGAUGCAGAGGGACCUCAGCCUUUACCUCCCUGCCAUGGAAAAGCAGCUGGCGAUACUGGACACUUUGUACGAGGUCCACGGACUGGAGUCUGACGAGGUGGUAUGACGUCUGCAGGACCGCGCUGCCUCCUACCUUCAGGGAAUAAAGUCUGCUAACGUGUUUUGUUGCCCUGCUUCAUUCCCAGCAGCAGCUUCGACCCUCUCCAGCCCCGUACUCGGUGGGAUGGAGAGAAGGAGGCAAAGCCUAGUGCUUUUAUAUAUAAUUUUUUUUUAAUGCGUAUGUGUUCUGUGUGUUUAAAAAUCAAGGUGCUAUAUAUUUCAGUUCAAAGGGCCUCCUGGAAACCAAAUCAUAGCUGUUAUAUUAGAAUUGAACAGCAAGUUAUAAGAGCAGAUUUGACAAAUGAGUUUGUCAGUACUGUGUUUUGUUUUUACCUUUCACGCCCCAGCUGAAAAUGAGCAAGUUCUAUAGCAAGGACUGUAACACAUAGCCAGUGUUUCGAUCAACUUAGACUAAAAACUGGGGGGAAGGCUAAGCCCCUUUGUUGAAGCUAUUGAAAUGUGGAGUUGGUAUUCCUAGACGUUCAGAGAAUCCUCUCUCCCACGGCUCUGUGGACAGGAAGCGCCUGUGUAGUUCAGGCGUUUGGGGCAUUGGUGUGGGCACGUCAGUGUCGAGGAGGAAGACACAAACACGGAGUGCCAUCCUUGUCCGUGGUGGGGAGACUGUGGCUCCGAAGGGGUGAGUGGUGUGGACUGACCCCAAGCAGGGGGACAGUCUGGCAGAGAUGUGACAGGUCACCCGAGAUGACCCCUAUCUAGUGCCCACACUUAGCCGGCAUGCUUUCCCCUGCACCAUCUGAAUCAGUACAGUGAAACUGUGACAUUCAGACUUUAGGGCUUAUUACCCAUUUUAGAAGUAAGGUGUAGAGGUUGAGGAGUUUACUCACAGGCAUAUAGCUUCUACUUAGAGGAAGCUGAUGAUUGCAAAGUGUGAUCUGGACCACCUCUGCAUCAAAAUCACAUGGACUGCUUCUUCAAACAGCAAAUUCCCAGGCCUUACCCUGACCUACUAAAGAAUCAGAGUAGUGGGGGGUGGGACUCAGGAACCUACAUUUGAAUAAACUUUCCAGCUGAUUCCUGUACACCCAGGGUUGAAGAACUACAAGAUUAAAUUCUAGUUUAAAUUCUAGUUUGCAGAACUCUUCUGCAUGAACUAAAUGGUGUGUCCUUUCUUUUCCAAAGAGGAAGAGACUUUCAUUGAAAUAAAAUAGUUAAAGGGAGAGUGAGACGUAGAGCAAGUCUACUCACCAUUUUCUUAACUGAACCAGCAUCGGCGCCCAGCCAUGAGGCUUGAGCAUCGCAUCAGGGACCACGGUUCUGAAUGUGCUCUCUGAUCAGUCUUGGUAUCAUCACCAAUAGUGCAAAGCAAGCUGUCUUUACAGCUUUAAGACAGUAUCAGAGUUUAAAGGUAGGAUUUAAUCUUGCAUAAUACAACCCUGGGUAGGCGUUCUCCUGGAAAGUGUGUGACGCCAGGGGUCUCCAGUAGGCCAAACUGCCAAGAGUGGGCGUGGGAGGAAAGUCAUGGAGGCUUCCCCCCCAGGGGCUGCUUCCUUCUAGCAGCUGGAAGAGAAGGUCCAGCGGAAGGUAGUGCCCCAGGGUAGAAGGUGAGGGCCUUUAAAGGGCACAGGUGCAUGCUACCUGAGCAGCCCCAGGUGAUUCUCUUCCAGGACAAAGAGAACCCUCUCCUUAGGCGGAGGUUCGUGUAGGGAGGGGUUUUGAUUUUGUCUUUUAUCUGUCUUUAAACGAAUUGGCAUUUAUUUAGCUCGGAUUAAUGAAGCAGGUAUGCAACUUACGUAAGGACUUCUGGAAAAUGCUUAAAGAAAAACAAAUGUUUAAAGGCUGGGGAAACGGUGCUAAAAUGGUAUCGCUUCUUCUGUAUUUUAGCGCUUGUUACUGGCAGCUGCCAAGGCCUGUGUGUCGUUUCCCCUGCCCCCACAAGCAGCUAGUGUGGAUCUCCUCUGGUCAGUGCGACUGUGACGGAGGAGCCGGAGGCUACUUCGGACUUCCUGCCCUCCCCGUAGCCUCCCGAGAGGGAAAAAGAAAGCAACAGCCAGUCUGUGCUCGAACCCUGAACGGAGGCACUUUAGGCAUUGUGCUGUUGCAAGGGGGUGCCACCGGGAGACUGUAAGUAUCCCUUCGGAGCAGCUGCUGCCGCCCCGUCACCCCCAGUGAGCUCAUGUGGUCUCUUGGAGAGGGUGCGGGUACACGGCGCGUGCCUCGGACUCGCCACCCAAGCUCUGGAUACACACAGACAGAAGACAGCUGCUCGGCGUGGCCAUUUCACAGUUCUAUAGGUACGGCCUUGGUUUCCAUAACUUGGUUUUCCGGGGAAGAAGAAUUUAAUAUUAUCUGGGAUCACUGGGAACCCAGAUCAGAAUAGCUUGAGUCUUGAAUAAGUUACAUUUUGUACUCCCCCUUUUCCCACCCCCGUAGACAGGCGUAGUGUUUUUGACAGGUAUUUUCCUCACUGGAGCAUGUUAAAUGUGCCCAAGAUGUAUAAAGCUCGCAGGGUCCUGAAUAAAAGGAACUGGAAAUUGAACCUCGUGCUACGUGAUAAAUGCAACUUGACGUGCAGUUUGGCACAGUCAGAGCUUCCUCCUGGACACCCAGCAUUUGCUUCUAGUUGAGGUUCUAAUCUGCAGGUACCGUCUGAGAUGGGAACAAAGAAAAGAUAGUUAAGACCUUUGCUGCAUGAUCCUCCAAGAUUUCUGGGACUUUUAAGCUUUCUUUCACCCAGUGAGAGAUGAGAAAACAUUAGUAUGCUUGUCGACAGAGGAGUCACCUUGCCCUCAUUGCUCAAAACAUUUUUAGGAUUCCUUUUUUGGAGUAACCUUUAGAGAGAUCCUGAAGAAGAAGGUAAUUUGUCUUCUAGGGGUUAGUAGAAGCUGAUAAGUAACAUAACAAAGUGCUUGGUGCACGUAAUUUCGUCACGUGCGCACCUCUCCCCAUCCCCCCACAGGAGAAGCCAGACUUUUCACUUCAGGGGGAUUAAUACACAUUUGUCCAACUGAACAAACUCCUUUCGAUGCUGGCAAUUAUCAUUAUUAUUAUUUUGUCCUUUGAAAGCAGAUUUGCUUCAUUAUAGCUAAUCCUGGUGAAAAAUGUUAAGUCGGAGGGAUACCUUUUGGGGACCAAACCAACUUACAACUAUGAGGUGGAGAUGAUUUUCUUGUCAGCUCUUGAUCCAGCUCUGCAGGGAGUUCUGGAAGCAGGGCUCUCUGGAGGUCGAGCAUCUGAGUCCCCAGAGAAUUGACUUUGAAAGGCAGUGUUCAUUAGGAUGUGUAAGUCGUGGCUUGAGGCACCUUGUCAUCACUAUUUGCAUGUCAUUUCUGAACAGAGAGUUUCCUCAAAUGUCAGUUUGCACAAUAAGGGAUAUCUGGACUCCAGAACUCAGCCUUGCCGCUUUCUGUUACUGGGGAUAGCCAGCAGUGCCCCCUCAGAGCACUGGAGCCACCCCCCACUCUAGCUGUUCUGCCCCAUUCCUUAGCAGCUUCCUCUAACUCCUACCUACGUGGAGCCCCUGCUACGGACCUAGCCCACAGUCAGGUGCCCAGUCGCCGGGGAUUCUGUUCUCGGACUUCAUUCAGGAGCUUCUUAAAGAACCCCCGGUCCCAUUUGUAGCUGUGAAGCAGGUGACCGCCAUGUGCGGAAAGUGACCUGUCAUCAGAUGAGUGCCGCCGGGAACGUUUGCGGGCAUCUCUUUUUGAUUAUUAAUUGCAUCUGUGUAUAUACCCAAAAAGUCCAUGCUUUCAACUUUAUAUUUUUGGAACAGUGUUUUUAAUGAACAAUAGGUGGAAGGAGCCAGUAAAUAAAGUCACUUUUCUUUAUUAAAUUUGAAGGAAAUAAAAGAGCUAGAGUAAGAGGUCUCUUAUUAAUGGGACCUGAUCUGAUUAGGAAAAUCACAUAGAUGAAGAAAUAUCGUUUAAGACAGUAGAGAGUCAGGGGGUCGUGAGCAAUAUGAGAUGAUGUGAGGCAAUUUUCUGAAAGCUUCUUAUGUUUCUUUUCUAUUUAAACUAGUACAUCCCACAAGAAGUUGGUUACUUAAUGGUGCGUUUCUGAAUCGAUUAAAAUCAGUUACUUCAGGUAUUAGUCCUAGGUUUUACAACUCUUCAGCUUCCCUAUUCUGAUGUUUUAUGGGUGGUUUUUUUAGGGUAAACCGUCAACCUUUUUUACAUUUUAGGUUUAGAAUUUGUAAGUAAAAUAUGUUUUAAGCCAUCGUUCUGUCAGCUGAGCUAAUGUGCUUGGUCUUAGAAGGCCUGAACUUCAGAUGCCCUUUGUGAUCUGGUGCAGUCUGUGCACCAACCUCAGUGUGUACAGUAAGUCUUGUGUCCCUGUGAAGUGUAUAUGGAGGGCUUUCUUUAGAAAUACGUUCUGCUUCUGGAUGUCCCUUUGUAACCUGCAGUUGCUUACUCAGGGCUUUCAUAAUAAUGACAUACAAACUACUCAGUAGCUGUCUAAUCGUAUUUUAAGACCGCUUACCAGUUACAAGGUUGUUAGGGAUCCAUUCAGCACUUCAUGAACAAACUGUUCGCCGGACCUUCUCUGUAAACGUUCCCGGUUCCCACCCUGUUGCAGCCAGUAGUCCUGUGUAUGGAGGCCACUUGCAUGACUUCUCUCGUCGCACUGCUGCUCUAAGGCACUCCAGGGCAUGAUUAAGUGAUCAUUGGCGGUACGCAUGCAUUGAUCCUUCUCCUCUGCUGUUCUUCUAUAGCCUUUCAUUCAACGGAAAAAACAUACCACGGCUCUGUAAUGCAAAAGUUUGCAAGAUUUUUUGGUUGCCCUUUUUAAGCACUUCUCUUUCAGAGCGAACAGAUGUUUUCAGCUAAGCUAUGUGAGAACAUAAGGAAGAGAUCCUGCUUGUUUUAAGCACCGUUCUUUCUAUUACAUAUAUUUUAAAGUGUGGUCAUGUGGUCAGUAUUUCUUCCCUGUACUUUAUAAACAGCAACCACCCUGGGACGGUUGGCACCCCUUGCAAAACUAAUGAGAUCACAGACUCCUGUGUACAUGUCUCUUCAUAGGUGCGUGUGGAGUCAGUGAUGACAAGACGGGUGACCUAGAAGUAUUCUGUUGCUUCCCAGAAGGCUGAUGAGCCAGUGUCAUGGCAUGUUUGAUGUCUGAGUCCCCAGUGUCAUGACAGUUUCACUAGAAUGUCAGUAAACAGCCCAACUACCUCAUGUGAAAUUGGCUGUGGACAAUCUGUGUCAGAUGAGACACGUAUUUAAGGUUGAUUGAAUCUGGUUAGUAGAUUGGACAAAAUGAUGUCUCUCUAAGGAAAAAAACAUGAGACCAGAUGCCAAAGGCUACAAUGUACAUAGAUUUCCUUGGAUUAAUUUUUUAAGUCGGUGUUGAAUUCCAGCCCCAGUAUUCUUAUCUUGAGUGUUUAUGGUCUCAUAGAUCCACGCACUUUGAAUACCUGUCACAUGCAGUCUUGUGUUAACUGUUCUUGUCCUAAAGCAUUUUGAAUGAGCAGCAUAAUGGCAGUAGAAAGCGAGUGUCAAGUAGUUUGUUGAUUUGUUCAUUUUAAUGGGCCUUUACUUAGAAUAUAAUGUGUUGGAGCCUUUGGGGACCAACCAGUGAAUGAGAAUUUCAUGUUUGGUGUUCAUGUAAAAACUGUCCAACUUCUUACUCUAUAUCUUGUGGGGAGGGUUUUACUUUUUUUGCAAAAAUGUUUGAAAACAUCUGUCAGAUUUUAUAUUCGUUAGUUAUAAUAAACUUAUUUUUAAAGUA